Amoebophrya sp. A120 is the source of this 2771-nucleotide messenger RNA. The record is from the annotation of a GenBank genome assembly. Lineage: Eukaryota; Dinophyceae; Syndiniales; Amoebophryaceae.
AGUACCUCCCAAGAAUACAAUACCCACGACAGCGCGCAGCCAGUUUAUACAUAUGUAGCUUCCUUAUGAUAUGAAAGAAUAAUUGAAAAUCUUUAUCGAUUAGCAUGAAAUUAUUCACGACCCAGUGAGUCAGCGUAAAAGUAAUUCACGAACAGCUCCACUUCCAGAUUUCUUUUUCUGUGGUGCGCGGUUUCGAUUUACUUAAAAUAUUAAAUCAUGUUUCGAAAUAAUGGAAACAACAAUAACGGCCCGCGUAAGAGGAGGCGGAGUGGCGCCGUUGUUUUUCCAUUCUUCGCAAAAACGCGGAGCGGCCAGGUGGUACCUGGUGUCCCCGAUAGUGGAGCUGGUUCUGCACAACGGUCCUCGAACGCAAACUUCCCCGCCCCCGUAGUUCCAAGAGCGUCCUACACGACCGGCAACUAUGGUGGUGGCGGUGGCACUGCCACUGCUUCGUCCGGCGAGCACAAGCUGACGGAAAUCUUGCUCGACUAUCCGCAUUGGAUGGCCAAGCACAUCACGAACCACGCGGUGUUAUCCUGUGCAAAAGUAUCGUACUCGUAUAAAAAAUGCAAGUCUUGCAUUACAAAUCCUGCCUCCAAGGCAAAUUUACAAAUUUCAUUUCUCAUGCUGAGGAAAUUUGUAAUGCAUCUAUACGAGUACGAUGCUUUUGCAUUGCAUAGGUGUUUCCCCCAGAUAUCGACACCGCGGGGAUCGACGGCAUUUCCCGGGUGCGCUUGUGGCUUUCCCGGUACCGGUCGCUGAUCCUGAUCCACAACAAAUCCUGGGUGAAGGAGUGCUCCCUCGAGGACUUCGCGAGGGCAGGAGGACAGCAGGCGGAUGGGGCGGCGAGGAACAACGCACGGGGGCGUGAUGAGUCAACAACUGUCACCCCGGCGGGGGCAAGAACAUCUUCAAGUACUUCUCAUUUGGUGCUUUCGCCCACGACUUCCAAUGAGAACUUGCAACCAUCGCAAGUAGUUGAUGAUGUGCCCGUUUAUUCGACAAGACAAGCAGCAGGCCAAAAGCAACUGAAAAACUGGAUUCGGGACUCCUGCUCGCUUUUCUGGGAUGUGAGUUUUCUGCUCGACACAAGGGACCGGUUCACGGAGAGGGUGCCGAUGAAUAAGGCGGCCACGACAGCGAGUAUUGAAGAAAGUGCGCCAGAAGGCUCUUCAUCACCUGCAAGAACUUCAUCGUCGGCAAAUAAAACGACGGCUGCUCGCAGUUCUUUGACGGCAACUACUAGUUCCCUGGACUAUGAGGAGAUUCACCACCCCUCGCUGGAAGAGAAACACGGGGGCUUUGAGGUGCACACGGCCUUCGUGACCGGGUGUCUGGAGGAAAUUGCCUACCGGACCGUCAUGCGGUACCUUGAUUUGCUGAUGGACAACACGCGCGGGCUGGACUACGUGCUGACCAACGUUUCUGUCCAAAAGCACUACGCCCUUUUCUCCGGGGAAAAGUUCCGGUACCUCUGGGUCGCGAGUGUGGUCGAAAACCGGGAGGAGGACCUGUUUGCAGGCAGAGACGUGGUGGAAGUCGGGGGAAAAGAGCCGCAGGAACAAGAACUUGAUAGUACUCUCCACGGGCAGGAUGAACUCGAACAGCCAAGAAAACUCGGCCCCGAAGUUGUGACAUCUAAGAAACUAGAACUACCGCAAGAACAACUACACCCGGAAGAUGAUCAACAACAUACCGUGGUGUGUGAGGUGUACUGUCUGGAUGUCACGAAUCGGGUCUGCCUGACUGCUAUGCAUUGCAAAAGCAUCGUACUCGUAUAAAUUUAAAUGCAUUACAAAUUUCCUCAGCAUGAGAAAUGAAACUUGUCAUGCGGAUUUACCUUAGCAAAGAAAUUUGUAAUGCAUGACUGCAAUUACUACGAGUGCGAUACUUUUGCAUUUGAUAACUGCGACCCUAGAAUUCGACCGCCACGAGGACGUCACGGAAACGGCCGCGCGGAGCCGACUAUGAAUUGCAAAAGUAUCGUACUCGUAUAAAAUGCAUUACAAAUUUCCUCAGCAUGAAAAAUAAAAUUUGUAAUGCUGAUUUACCUUCACUAAAAUACGUAAUGCGUGAUUGCAAGAAUACGAGUACGAUACUUUUGCACAGGAUACCGACAGGCCCGGAAUAGUGUGAUGGAGUACAACAAGAAGAGAGCGGCUGGCGGGGCGACGACAACCAAGGUGUUGUCGCGGCUGUGACGGAACUUUUCACCUUCACUCGCAAAUUAGGAAAGGUUCUUUUUCAUCAAUGAAUACACUGCUACUUUACUUUCUAUAGUUCUCACCUCAACAAAGCAAAUCUAUGUGACCCGCUCCUUCUAUUUCUGGGUUGGUUCAUCUUCAUCUUGACCACCUGUGUUUUUUAUCAUGUGCAGAACUUGUAAAGCUAAACCGAAGUAAAGCCAAGGUGAGUUAGAAGAAGCUGAAUAUUUUGGUGUGCCAUCUUUUACACGACCUUCACCUUGAAGAUACCCAUUCUCAUACUUGAAAGAAAUGAACAGAGGCGAGGACAACGGAUAAUAAAUAGACUCUCGCUGAUGUCGUCGUGGUUCUUUUUAUCUUCCACCCCCCAUGACGUGUAAGUAUCCGUGCCGAAUCGACUAAGUACGCUCUUCAACAAAAGCGAAAGAAUGACCCUGCUCCGCAACAUCAGCGACAGGUGGAACAAGAUACGAAGAGCUACUCUUAUUUUGCGAAGUUAGUGAACUUAUUUUUGCAGAAAGAAAAAUUAUGGAAGCUAGUGUUGCUACGAUGUAAGUAGGUACUUUG